Messenger RNA from Amorphotheca resinae ATCC 22711, 573 nucleotides. RefSeq lists its product as hypothetical. The transcript is spliced from 2 exons. The coding region runs from base 1 to 573 and encodes 190 amino acids. NCBI's taxonomy places the organism in Eukaryota, Fungi, Ascomycota, Leotiomycetes, Helotiales, Amorphothecaceae. The record is from RefSeq and is a predicted model, not a curated record.
AUGACAAGCCCCAGUCUUCCAUCCCAAGCCAGCAUCAAAGCUCUCAUGAAAGAACACCAUCGCUGCGUCUUCGAUCUCAACUGUCUCAAAGCCGCAGCCAUCGGGUCAAUCAUCGUCAACUUCGAGACCCUGAUCAGAGCCGAUAAUAAGCUGGACAAUAUUAACUUCCGCAUUUUGGAGCUAGAGGAGAGGCAAAAACUGGGGGUUGCUGAUUCUACUUUGGAACAGGAGUUGCGCGGAAGACUCGCAGGUGUUGCUGCCGAUAUCACGACUCUAAAAGAAAAUAUUGAAAAGCAGCAAGUAGCAAUUAAAAUGUUUUCUGCUCUGGGAAUUUCUGUGAGUGGUUCAGCCAAGGGCCAGCGGGACCGUCCAGGAAAUCCAGAGAACAACAAACAGCCUGGACGUGGCAUUAGACCUCGGCCCCAAGCAAACUUGCCAGGGCUCCGACUUCAGAAGAAAUCCAAAGUACAGAAGAGCCGGAAGACUCACAAUGUUGAUCAGCAAAAGAGAAAGAAUGCGGCCAGAAGCCCUGCCACAGACGCAGACGAGAUGGUCCUUGUCCGACAAAAGUAG